This is a messenger RNA of Linum trigynum, 4316 nucleotides long. The record is from the annotation of a GenBank genome assembly. Lineage: Eukaryota; Viridiplantae; Streptophyta; Magnoliopsida; Malpighiales; Linaceae.
AAUUGAAAGGCCAAUUCUUUUGUUUUCCCCUUAGUUAUCCAUGGCCAUAAACUACGUCUCCCCUUAUUUAAUCUAUGCAAUCUCAUUGUUAUCAAAUUGUGUCGCAUCAUCGUCAUUAUCCCUUCGGAGACAGCACAUAAAUUAGAAACGUUACUUAAUUGUUCUUCUUAUCAUAAGACGUGUCCGAACUGCACUGUUCAUUAAUGUCCCAUCAGUGGGUGCCGUUGCCGUGAUUUUUUCCUUCCGUUAGUUUUUCUGUUUCUUUAAUUAGUUCUUCUUCCUCCCGUUAGUUCAAUCAUUGCUCUGGGGCGGAAAAACGUCAGCCUACAAAUCCUAUCUACCCUGUAAUUUAUUCUUUAAUUUUCUUCUUACGCCUGGAAAAAAGAAACGCCGGGCUAGACAAGCUAGGCCCAGGGGAGGUUUUGCUGUGAAAUACUGCUUCCUUUUCUGUUCCCAAUCCAUUUCUGUUCCCAAUUCAGUACACGGCCAAGUGAUCCCGCUUGUUUUUCCUCUGCUCUGUGACCAUCAUUGCUCGUGGCUGGCUCUCUCUUCUUCUGCUUUUCGGCCGCCGCUGCUUUGGGGUUCCUCGAGGUCCGGCCGAGAUGGCCCUGUAACGCCGGGCUAGACAAGCUAGACCUAGGGGAGGUUGUGCUGUGAAAUACUGCUUCCUUUUCUGUUCCCAAUCCAUUUCUGUUCCCAAUUCAGUACACGGCCAAGUGAUCCCGCUUGUUUUUCCUCUGCUCUGUGACCAUCAUUGCUCGUGGCUGGCUCUCUCUUCUUCUGCUUUUCGGCCGCCGCUGCUUUGGGGUUCCUCGAGGUCCGGCCGAGAUGGCCCUGUCUUUUCAUACCGAUGGGUCGGUCACCGCCUCAGGUCCGGCUGCUUUUGCUUCUUUCUUUUCUUAUACUCUGCUUUCUCGGUUUGGUCCUGAACCUCCUUAUCUGCUCUUCUCUGUUUCUUCGUCUUCUUUGGAUUCCCUUUGAUUUCCGCCAUGGUUACUCAUAAGCUUUUGCUGGAUGUGGGUGCAAAUGACGGCCUGCACACGUUGCUCAAAUUGCGCCUGGUCCACGCUUGGGGGUCUUACGGUUUGAAGGAUCCUUCUCUGAUCUUUAACUACUGCACCCUUUGGAAUGAUGAAGAGGGAACUUUAAUUCAAGGUCUGGCUCCUCCCAAUUUGACGGAUCAUUUUUCCGCCCUCUUGCAGUUGGGGAAUGUUUACUUUGUUAGUGGUUUUCGGGUUCAACCUCCUGGUCCUGUUUAUCGUUCUUGCUCCCACAAACUAGCGAUCGUUCUGUCGAUUGAUACGAAGUUCGAAGAUGUCACUGCUUCGUCGCCCAAUUUCUGCCCGGAGGCUUUCGAAUUUGUUCCCUUCAGUUCUCUCCAUUCUCGUAUUCGCUCGCCGUCUUAUUUAACAGAUGUAGUUGGUUCUGUGGUUAGUGUUACAGGCCUUUCCCAUACUUUUACAACCUUUGGCGACAACGUUCGUCGGGAACUGGUGUUGCAGAAUGAAAGCCAUAUGUUGCUUGAUAUUACGCUUUGGGGCGAUAUUGCACGCGCUGUUGACGGCGAGGAACUGGCCUUUCUUGGCCGUGAUGGGGUUGUCGUUCUUGCUCUCGGGUCCCUUAAGGUUACUGCUGCGACGCGAGGUGGUUUUGCACUUUCGAACACUCCUGGUACGCGCAUUCUCUUGGAACCGUCCUCUGACAUGGCAGAUGUAAUUCGAUCAGCUAUUACCCACCGAGGUUUGCAACUCCUGCCGAGGCUGCUGCUUUUGAGGAUUCGUGUACGAAAACUGUUGCGGCGCUCCUGGACAUGUGUCGUUCUUCCACCAUCGAUGUGCGUUUUUGGAGAUGUUGCUUGCUGUUUUUGUUGUUCUUAGGACGUGUCGGUCGUUUUUUGGGGUUUUCAAGAGCCUUAUUAGUCUGCGUGGUUAUUUUUGGGUUUGUUUUCGAAGAGAUUUUUUGCUGUUUCUUUCUUCGCUGCUCUCGAAAUAUUGCUGCACUUGGUUUUUCUCUCAGAACACUCGCUACCACUGUUCCGCGGAUAUUAUUUCGGUUGACGCAGACAGCCAGUGGUAUUAUCUUGGUUGUGGUCUUUGUUCGAGAGCAGCGAAGGAUUAUGAUGGUGUGGACCUCUGGUGCGAUGUGCAUCGCCUAUUGAAGGCAGACCAAACAGAAAAUCGGUAUUCUGGUCUUAACUUUUGCGUUUCUCGCUCUGUACCUCUUCUUGUGUUUGAUUUGUCUUUGCUCAUUGUAGCUAUAAGAUCCGCUUGACUGUGGAAGAUGGCACCGCAUCUGCUACAUUUGUCCUUAUGGGGAAGGUUGCUGAUGCUCUUGUGGGGGCUACUGCCCCACAACUUUCGGAUCGCUUCCCUUACCAACGCGGUCAGCUGCCUCCGGAGAUUUUGGCUAUGGACGGCCGUCGUUUGACUUUUGAUGUGCAGCUCCCUAAACCUCAGUACAUGUCCCGUGGUAUUCUUGACUUCACCGUCGUAUCGGUCUCUGACCAAAGCCAACCAAGCCCUGCCACUCCCCGUUUGGUUGGUCGUUGCAAAGAUUUAGACACCCUGUCGCCUAACUCUGCUAGGUUCGAACUAUUGCGCAUUUUUGGGUGCAGUACUUUUUCCUUUUUGGGUGUGUGUGCUUUCUUCUUAUGCACACUACUUUUGUGUCCUUUUGCAGUACAUUUUUCUGCUGUUUUUCUCUGGUUGUGUUUUCUUUUACUUUUCUUUCCAUUUCUAAUCUUUGGUUACUUACACGGCUUUUACCUGCAGUGGCAGUACUUCUGGAUUCUCCUCUCCUCCCCCUGCCCCAUCUUUGAGUUUGUGUGCUUUUCAUUCGUUACGUGUGUACCGCUUUCCAUUAGCAGUAAACCUAUGCUUGCUUUGGUGCUAUUGUCUGUGUUACUAUUUGUGCUCCCCGUGUUUUGGACCUGUUGAUUGUGGCGAGUGAUUGUGCUUUUUGUCUGCGAUUUUUCUUUAUCCUAAUGUGUUUGUUCUGUUUAUGGCGUUUGCUCGGUUCAGUUUCCAUCCUGGAACGCCUGCAGGCCGGCCAACUUUGUAUGCGAGGUGGGGCGUCUUUCCUGAUUUUUUUUGCGUUCCAUUUGCUGUCCCUUUUUUUAACCGCACAUCAUUAAUUCCCCUCCUUACUUAUCUUUUCUGUGAACGGUCAGGCCGCGCUCCGUAGCUGUUGCUCAGUUGGAUGAACCGCAGCCUGCUUCUGAGUAAUUCCUGCCCUUACACCUCAAGCCUAUUUGCCUUCCUGUUUAUGAUUUCUCUUUUUUCUUUGAAUCAGCCGUGUUGAAUUGGAUACUGUUGCCGUAAUCGUUCCACCAAAGGAGCAUCGGUCAUGCGAAAAGAGUACAGAUAAAACUACCUCUAGAUCGAGGUUCGUCCUUCUAUUGUAAAUGUAGAGUGUUUGUGUAUCUUGCUUUGUUUUGCUACGGUUUACCCUUAUUGGUGUUGAACCCGGAAUGGUCCGUUCGUGCAAAAGAUGAAUAGGGGAAAUGUACGAUUUAGAAAUGACACCGUUCUUUUUCUUUUUUUAAAUCCUUUCUCUUAUAGAUUUGAUGCUGUGAUAUUUUACAUACUAAGUACGUUUGGGAAUAUGGUUGUGUUUUUGGCUUGUGAAAGUGGAUGACUAUGGAUUUAUGUUCCUGGAAAUGGAGAGACAUCGCGUGUAUACCUAUUCUGUACCCUUGUCAAUGAGGACAUGUUAUUUGAAGACGUGCCGUAUUGGGACGUUUCUUGCGAACAUGUUCUUUCCAGUUAUAUUUAUACCUUCAGAUUUGAUGCAUUGAGUUGCAUUUUUGGGUGUCCUCUUUGGUUCAGUUCCAGUUCGCAUUAGAACAUGAGCUCCAUGCUAUGCUGCAUUUAGUAUUGUAAAGCAAAACAUACCUAUGUUUCUAUUUGGUAUACGCCGGAUGGUCAUGUUGUCUUAGGGACUUGAUGUGGUUCUUUAUAUACUCAGUACGUUACGUGCGUGGUUUUUGCCUCAUUUAGAUGAUGGUAGCAUACUCUGAUUGAAUACGUGUUGGACUUCCCCUCCACUUUGCUCUGUUAAACUGUGAACAUGAUAUGUGAUCUACCUAAUUCAAAUGUCGUGUUGGUUGGGGCGGUUCUUCUCCGCUUCUAGGUCUGCCCUUCUUGCUACUUAGUAGACAGUCAGAGACCUGCUUUGUAUCGAUCCGCUUUAAGUAUAGUCCAUGUCUGCAAGUUUGGGAACUUCAUGUUACGUAUUUACGAAUUCUAAAACGGUUGUAUCUUUUUUUUUUUUUUUUGAAUUUGUGAACUCUUUUUUACGUGAGGCUUAGAAUGGCU